AAAAGUGUAAAGAAGUACUGAUGAGGAAAUAUAAAUUUGCCAUACUCAGCAAGGGUAAUUAAAUUUCCCCGUAGCUGGUCCUAUAUGUAUUUUGGUUUGUAUUGUACCCUAUCCCGUGAGUCACUGAGCAUUGGGCAAAGCAACAAAAACGAAAUGGGGUGUGCUUCCUCCAAGGGUAUAGAGUCAAGCCCAGCCAUGUACCACCCAGCUCCUACGAGCUUCGCGGUGUUUGACAUCAACGCCAUCGAGGAGCCAUGGCUCAAGCACCUCAACAACACUACCCCACAGCUUCCCCAAGACAAACCCACCCUCACCCACGUGCCAGCCCCUAUUCUCCACAAGCUCAACAUGCUCGAAGCCACCGAUGCUCCUCAAUCCUGGGACGAGGUUAGCAAGACUCUCGAAGACCUCAAACCACUAGUUAAACAACCCUCCACUCCACCACAACCACAACCACCGCAACAACCUCAACCUCAACCUCCACAAAAGAGUGUGUCCUUCCACACACUCGAAGAGUUAGACGCCAAGUUAACCUCCAAGCCAGAAAACAACAAAAACGAGUCCCAACCACCGCAACCGCAACCGUUAGAAGAUAACGGAGGAGUGAGAAUCAAACCGUUGAAGGAUAACAUCUUCAUAGUGAGAGACAGGUUGGAGAAACAAAAGGAAGAGAAGGAAUCGAGUUACGAAAGGUUGAGGAAGGAUCCAUUGAGCCAAUACCCGGAGAAGUGCCCGCCCGGGGGGAACGACGCGGUGGUUAUAUAUACGACGUCGUUAGGUGGCGUGAGGAAGACGUUUGAUGAUUGCAACAGAGCGAGGGACAUGUUGGAGGGACACAGGGUUGUGUUCGACGAGCGUGACGUGUCGCUUCACGGCGAGUUUCUUAGGGAGGUGAAGGAUUUGGUCGGGGAAGGGGUGGCGCUGCCGAGGGUGUUUGUUAAGGGAAGGUAUGUGGGUGGGUUAGAUGAGUUGGUUGAGCUAAACGAGUCGGGUCGACUCGGGAGGAUAUUGAAUGCGACGCGUGUGGAGAGAGGGAUUGGAAGACAAGCAUGUGGAGGGUGUGGUGGGGCUAGGUUUGUUCCUUGUUUCGAAUGUGGUGGGAGUUGCAAGCUUGUGGUCUCUGCUGUUGACAAAGAAAGGUGUCCCAAGUGUAAUGAGAACGGGUUAGUUCACUGCCCUUCUUGUAUUUGAGUUAAUUUCACUAUUUGUACUUCCUUAUCCAUCAUCAUAUAUACUCUUUUAUUCAUAAGUUUCUACACUAUAUGAUAUGUAAUACUAAUGGAUAUUUGUUAUCCGUUUGAGGUCAUGAAACUGUACCUUAUUAGGAUUGUGAAUUAUCCAUUCCUGUCCUUAAAUGUAUAUUAUCAUAUCAUAUUUGGAAUGGUCACUCGAUCCGAAUUGGUUGUGCUUAUAAUGUCAGAAUGUUAUUUGACAAGUGUUUUUUUAUACCGAUCUUAAUUUAUUUUUUUUGAAGCA
Molecule: messenger RNA, 1476 nt
Organism: Gastrolobium bilobum
Lineage: Eukaryota; Viridiplantae; Streptophyta; Magnoliopsida; Fabales; Fabaceae
Exons: 2
Coding region: 85-1191 (368 amino acids)
Source: RefSeq, a predicted model, not a curated record